Messenger RNA from Cyprinodon variegatus (sheepshead minnow), 2867 nucleotides. RefSeq names its product gelsolin-like (gene gsna). Bases 158 to 2380 code for a protein of 740 amino acids. Gene Ontology annotation, cellular component: actin cytoskeleton; cytoplasm. The transcript has 17 exons. Gene Ontology annotation, molecular function: phosphatidylinositol-4,5-bisphosphate binding; actin filament binding. NCBI's taxonomy places the organism in Eukaryota, Metazoa, Chordata, Actinopteri, Cyprinodontiformes, Cyprinodontidae. The record is from RefSeq and is a predicted model, not a curated record. Gene Ontology annotation, biological process: actin polymerization or depolymerization; actin filament severing; barbed-end actin filament capping.
AGUGUCCCGCAGCAUAAGCAGCGGCUCUGUGCUCUCUGCAAAGCCGACUCGACGCCUCUCUGCUCCCGCUGCAGCUCGGAAGCGCUCCCCAUCGGCUCUCUCACUCCAGCACCCGAACAUCCACCCAUCCGUCCGAACAUCUCCACAUUCAGGCAGGAUGGCAGCGCAUCACCCAGAGUUUGAGCGGGCCGGUCAGAACCCGGGUCUCCAGGUGUGGAGGGUGGAGAACUUUGAUUUGGUUCCCGUUCCAGAGAACCUGUAUGGGGGUUUUUACACCGGAGAUGCCUACCUCAUCCUCAACACCAUCAAACAACGCUCAGGAAAUCUGCAGUAUGACCUCCACUUCUGGCUGGGUGAUGUCUGCAGCCAGGAUGAGAGCGGCUCUGCAGCAAUCUUCACUGUCCAAAUGGACGACUUCCUCGGGGGGAAACCGAUCCAAUACCGUGAGGUGCAGGGGUACGAGUCCAAAACCUUUCUGGGAUACUUCAAGUCUGGAAUAAAAUACAUGAAAGGAGGCGUAGCGUCUGGGUUCAAACACGUGGUCACCAAUGAGGUGUCGGUGCAACGGGUUCUCCAGAUCAAGGGUCGGCGUGUCGUCCGGGCCACGGAGGUGCCGGUCAGCUGGGACAGCUUCAACCAGGGAGAUUGCUUCAUUUUGGACUUGGGAGAUGAGAUUUAUCAGUGGUGCGGCUCACAGAGCAACCGUUUCGAGAAGCUCAAGGCUACUCAGGUCGCCAAGGGCAUCCGUGACAAUGAGCGCAGCGGGAGGGCCCGGGUGUACGUCUGCGACGAGGGAAUGGAGAGAGAGAAGAUGACGGAGGUUUUAGGUCCCAAACCAGAUCUGCCUCCUGGGGCUUCUGAUGACAUCAAAGCUGAUGCUUCAAACAGGAAGAAGGCAAAACUGUACAAGGUUUCCAAUGCUAGCGGUGGCAUGAAUAUCACUCUGGUAGCAGCAGAGAACCCGUUUGCUCAGAGCGCGCUGGAGUCCGGGGACUGCUUCAUUCUGGACCAUGGAUCGGAUGGAAAGAUCUUUGUCUGGAAAGGCAAAGAUGCCAACAUGGAUGAACGAAAGGCGGCGAUGAAGGCAGCUGACGAGUUCAUCAAGAAGAUGGGCUAUCCAAAACACACUGAAGUCCAGAUCCUGCCAGAAAUGGGCGAGACGCCGCUCUUCAAGCAGUUCUUCAAAAACUGGCGCGACAAAGACCAGACAGAGGGUCUGGGUGUAGCAUACAUCGCUAACAGCAUCGCCAAGAUCGAGAAGGUGCCUUUCGACGCCGCCAGCCUACACCAGUCCUCCGCCAUGGCCGCCCAGCAUGGCAUGGUGGAUGACGGCAGCGGAGAGAAACAGAUCUGGCGCAUCGAGGGAUCCGAUAAGGUUGCGGUUGAUCCGUCUACAUACGGACAGUUCUACGGAGGUGACAGCUACAUCAUCCUUUACAACUACAGCCAUGGAGGACGACAGGGACACAUCAUCUACAUGUGGCAGGGAACAGACUCCAGUCAGGAUGAGAUUGGCACCUGCGCCAUCCUGACCUCCCAGCUGGAUGAUGAGCUCGGUGGAGGUCCUGUGCAGGUUGUUGGUGCUCCAAUAACCACUCAGGUGAGGGUGGUCCAGGGCAAGGAGCCAGCCCACCUCAUGAGCCUGUUUGGAGGAAAGCCCAUGGUGGUCUACAGGGGAGGAACGUCCCGGGACGGAGGUCAGUCCGCCCCGGCGGAGACUCGACUCUUCCAGGUGCGCUCCAACUCGACAGGGCACACCAGAGCCGUGGAGCUUGAAGCGACGGCGUCCAACCUGAACUCCAAUGACGUCUUCGUUCUUGUGACCCCCGAUGGUACCUCUCUGUGGGUGGGAACGGGUGCCAGCGACUCAGAGAAGCAGGGAGCUCAGCAGCUGUGUGACAUCCUGGGCGUGUCGGCCUCCUCCGAGCUUUCUGAGGGAGGAGAAACUGAUCAGUUCUGGUCCGCUCUGGGAGGGAAGGCAGAAUACCGCACCUCCACCAGACUCAAGGACAAGAUGGAUGCUCACCCACCACGACUCUUUGCCUGCUCCAACAAGACAGGGAACUUUGUCAUUGAAGAGGUACCCGGGGAGUUGACCCAAGAUGACCUAGCCACUGAUGAUGUCAUGAUCCUCGAUACCUGGGAGCAGGUGUUUGUUUGGAUCGGGAAUGAAGCCCAGGAGGAGGAGAAAACUGAAGCCAUGGCGUCUGCCGUCCGUUACAUCCAGACCGACCCGGCUAACAGAGACCCUCGGACUCCUAUUGUCAAAAUCAAGCAGGGCUUUGAGCCGCCCACAUUCACCGGCUGGUUCCUGGGCUGGGAUCACGACUACUGGACCAGUGACCCAUUGGAACGGGCCAUGGCAGAACUUGCUCUGUGAGCGCUCACCCUAUCAUCCCUUCCCCCCCUUUCUGCCUCUGCUAGCAUUAUUCUAAAUACCAACUUGCUUUUUAAGUAAAAGUAAAAGAUUUUUUUUUUUAUUUGUGUUUUUUGUGCAACUUUAGUGCCUUCACAUUUAUAUCCUAAGCAAUGGUUAGAAGAAACUUUCACUGAUAGGUAGCAAUGCUGUUUUGCACUAAAUAUAUUUCAAAAUAGUGACUUUUAUUGAAGAUCGCUCUAAUUUUGUAUUGAAUCCACAGCUCAGAUGGAAAACAAGCAAUGCCUUAAUAUCAUUUCCUUUAUGGUUUUAAAGGUACAGCUUCAAGUGAAGAACCCGUUUGCCAAUUUAUUGUUUUUACCUUCUUCUGUAUUUAUUUCUCACAACCAAACUGUAAUCCACAGAAAUCUUCCUUCAGUGUCAAAAACAGACUCUGGGUCUCUUUAAAAAAACAUCUGGUUCUGUUUGAAAUAAACCAAAUUCAAGAUGU